Molecule: messenger RNA, 2916 nt
Organism: Aplysia californica (California sea hare)
Lineage: Eukaryota; Metazoa; Mollusca; Gastropoda; Aplysiida; Aplysiidae
Product: insulin-like growth factor-binding protein 2
Exons: 6
Coding region: 968-1684 (238 amino acids)
Biological process (GO): regulation of cell growth; regulation of signal transduction
Cellular component (GO): extracellular region
Molecular function (GO): insulin-like growth factor binding
Source: RefSeq, a predicted model, not a curated record
CUCCUAUUUCCUCAGAGAAAAAGCGCAGAGGAUCGUAAGAGACCUCCACGGGGCCCAGGUCUGAUAUGAUCGAUGGCUGAACCGCGCACGAAGGGGAUUUAAGCAGUGCCGUACGUUGUCAGCGUCGCUGCUCAAGUCACCACUUACCUAUUAUUAAUGAACCACGGGCGAUUGAGACGCACUGAAUGUCUGCGACAGAGGAGGCGAUCAGGACAAGUGGAAUAACGCAGCGCGCUUGUGUUUCUACACGCGAGGAAAGUGCGGGGAUAAUUACGUGCGCUUAAAAAAAGGAGAUUGCAUUGUCUUUCCCUGUUACUUGUCAGCUCGGAUAUUUUACUGACUGAUUUUCACAGAUAAGACCUCUAGCAGUUCCCGUCUUUCAUCACUGGCUCCCAGGAGAACGCCGGAAGUCACAACAGAUUCGCAGACGACAUCUCCAUGUCACGCGAGCUCACCGCUGAGUCGCCACUCUUCCAACGUGCACAGGCUAUCAGGGGCCUGUCCCCGCGUCUUGAGACCAGAUUGCGCCUAAAUACAACAGCAUUUAGGAGUCUGCGGGUCAGCCCACUCCAGUGAUUAUCGCAGGAACAGCGUCUUACAAACUUCCGGCCGUCCGGACAAGAAAUCGAUUGUGAUAUCGUUGCCAGAUUGGCAGGAUGUUGCGCCUAUGGACAGUUGGCGCGCUGUGAAAAGUAUUGUUGCCAGGAUUUCGACGCGAGUUGAUAUGUUAACUAUUGGAGACACCACCAUGCCCUCUUGGAAGAUUAUACGUGCUAUGACCGUUUCCUUCUAAACAUUGAAAUCAGAAUUGUAAAAAUAUUGAUGUUAGCAAACGUGAUGUGCAAUUGUGUUGAAAUGAUAACACUGACUGAAUUAGUUAUUAUAAUCAAGUAAGUUAAAAACAAUCGUAAAGAAAUCCUAAAUUAUUUUAUAAGAUUCUUUUGUGAAAACAUAUCCAGCAGCCGCCAUGCUAAUUCAAGGUUUUAUGUGGAACAACAUGAGUUCGUACUCCGCCAUUGUUUGUACUCUGAUGCUAUUGACGUUGCUCUGUGAUCUGGUGCUAGGCUUUAAGUGUCCACCUUGCAACAAAAUCCACUGCUCGCCCAGACGUGCUUCUAAGCUGCAAUGCAAAGGAGGAAUAACCACAGGUGUGUGUGGGUGUUGUCCAGCAUGCGCCAAAGUGGAGGGCGAGUCUUGUGGGGGCGACUACGCCUACAGGGGCAAGUGUGACAGGGGCCUGUACUGUGUGCCCAGCUCCACCACGGCCUACAUCUCACGCGUUCACACGCUACAGAAGGAGCCUGUCGGCGUCUGCAAGAAAAUGUCCAAGAAACAGGCGCGACAGCAUCAGUCGGACGCAGCUUUUGUGGAGUUUUGUCGGCCGAAGUGUACAGCAAGCUUUUGUAGAAAGCAUCCACGGGCGAUUUGUUCAGCAAGCGAUUCUGUGGAUACUGUUGUCUCUUGUCACGGGAAAUGUCAACAUACGUCAUGUCGCGCAUGUGCAUUUGUCCAAGAGCCCUCGUGUCGCCCCUGCAGACAGAACGACUUCCGCUGUCUGAAAAAGUUCGGCAAGUGCAUGCAGAAACACACGUGCUCCUUGAGGAAGAAAUCAUGCAAAUGGUCACGGAAGCAGAAAAGUGAAGACAAGGGAAAAUUUGUCUGCAAAGUCCCAGACUGUCCGUGAGCGGGCAGCCGCGAGAAGAUCGAGCAACAAACUGUGAUAUUCGGCAAGUUGGAGCGAGUGCUGGUCCGUAGGUAUAUUGAAGGCUGGCUGACCAAAGGAACAAAGUGUACUGUCCACUCUUGCUUGUCAUGGUGUGGCGGUCGGAGUUUUUUAAUACGGGAGUUGUUCUGUUGUACUAUUAGGCUGUUUUCGUUAUUGAAAAAAAACGGAAUGGCUGUUAUUUGUUGCUUUUAUUUCAAAGGAUAUAUUAUUCUUACAGAUGAGAAGUGCAAGCUGUCAUUCUCUUUUGUCUUAUUGGUUCUUUUCGUUGUCGAUACAAGAACCUACACGUGUCUUUUAAAAAGGUGCGUGUAUUUUGACGGGUGUUGUAUGGCUGUGCCACUGUGUACAGAUAAUGCUUUUUUCAAUUUGUGUUCGUGUUAUAUAAAAUGAUGUGUUCAUGUACUGAGGGAAAUAAACGUAUAGUGUAAAGCAAUGGUUCUAGUUAGAUAACUUUAGAUUUCAGAAGCUUAAUAAGCUGGACACAGUGCACUUAGAAGAUAUUAUGAUCGUUCUGACUACAUUUUUUUUCAUCUCAACGAGGGGAACUUUUUUGUCAUGUAUUUCGACUGAAUGCCUAAAGAACUUUCUUUGCUUACUCUAAAUCUGUAUGAGGUUCGGGAUCUCUCUUCAUAUAGACUAUUAUCCGACAAGAGAAGUGACUCAAUUCAGGAAAAUUAAAACAUUUUUCUAGCGUUCUGACCCCCCCCCCCUUCUCCCAGCACAUUGGUCCGUGCUUGCAUCACAGUUUGUUGUCACUCAAAGUAGCGUUCCACCAUGUAAUAAACAACACCUUUGGACCAUGCAGGUGAAAUUCAAGGAGAUUUGAAAAGCUAACAGGCCGUUGUUCGCAAAGUCACCUUCAUGGCCAGCGUUUUUACCGCAGACAGAACACACAAACAAUCCCAACAUGGAUGCAGAGCAAAUCUAGAUACUCGUUCGGCAUGUCUCAAAGCAAUAUUCCCUUGGUGGCUUCAGUAGAUGUGCCAACCUUUUUGUAGGUCUACGUGAUUUAUAAAUUCAUACACAUUUCAGGUUGACGUUUUUCUUGCUCAGACUCGUUUCUUUUCUUCCAACUGUGAGAUUACUCAUGGCCUCCUAGUUGAAGGCAAUGACUUAUUGUACUCAAUGAAUAAUUCGCACGAGCAACGUUAGUAUAUUGUGUGGCAUAAAUUUACUUUUUUAACGGCAAA